Chaetomium strumarium is the source of this 1285-nucleotide messenger RNA. Its product is annotated as ketose-bisphosphate aldolase. Gene Ontology annotation, biological process: carbohydrate metabolic process. The record is from RefSeq and is a predicted model, not a curated record. Bases 355 to 1221 code for a protein of 288 amino acids. The transcript is spliced from 2 exons. Gene Ontology annotation, molecular function: aldehyde-lyase activity; zinc ion binding. NCBI's taxonomy places the organism in Eukaryota, Fungi, Ascomycota, Sordariomycetes, Sordariales, Chaetomiaceae.
GCAGCUCCACAUAGGCAUUGCCGCUUUCCGGCUAAUAUCUCGUGCAGCGCAUCCCGCCUCGCCCGCUUGGCAGUGGUGUGUGUGUGGGUUGAGACCGAGUUGGGAAACCCGAAGGAAUAUCUCUGGUGUGAGGUACCCUAAACGCGAAGCUCAUUGCAAGAUGGUAGGUAUUAGUAACCUGGGAGAAUACCUACCAGAUGGGAAGAUAGGUUACCGUUAACUCAGCCAUCAUCAACCGAGUCGUCUCGCCCUUCUCAUCAUUGACGUUGAAAGAACACGCUUUACACACACCAUCCCAUCAGUCCAUCCACCCAUCCAACCAAGCUCAACUCAGUCAUUAACCAAAAGCCAAAAAUGCCCCGGCCACCCCUCUCGCAAAACCGCAGCAUGGCGAUCCUGAACAAGGCCAAGGCGGAAGGCUACGCGGUCCCGGCCAUGUGCUGCUACAACAUCGAAGCGAUCAUGGCGACGGUGCGGGCAGCCGAGGCGGCGCGCUCGCCGGCCAUGGUGCUGCUGUUCCCCUGGGCGAUGCAGUACGCGGGCGACGCGCUGGUCAAGGCGGCGGCGGAGGCGGCGCACUCGGCGCGCGUGCCCGUGGCGCUGCACCUCGACCACUGCCAGACGCCGGAGCUGGUCCGGCGCGCGGCCGACAUCGACGACGGCUUCGACAGCAUCAUGUGCGACAUGAGCCACUACGAGAAGGAGGAGAAUCUGAGGCUGACCCGGGAGUUGGUCGCGUACUGCCACGAGCGUGGCAUUGCGGCCGAGGCGGAGCCCGGGAGGAUAGAGGGUGGCGAGGACGGGGUGGCGGAGACGGCCGAUCUGGAGGGCUUGUUGACGACGCCCGAGGAGGCCGAGGAGUUUGUGGCCACGGGGAUUGACAUGCUCGCGCCGGCGUUUGGGAACGUGCAUGGCGAGUAUGGGCCCCGGGGCAUCCAGUUGGAGUAUGACAGGCUGCAGAGGAUCAACGAGAGGGUCGGGGAGCGGGUGCGGCUGGUGCUGCACGGCGCGGACCCGUUCGACGAGAAGAUCUUCCGGGAGUGCAUGGCCGGCGGGGUGACCAAGAUCAACAUCAACAAGGGCAUGAACAAGCACUACGCGCGGGUGCAGGACGAGAUGAAGGGGAAGCCGUUGACCAGCGUCAUCGAGGCCGGCACCAACGAGAUGCAGAAGGCGAUUGAGCAGUACAUGCACUGGCUUGGGAGUGCUGGGAAGGCCUAGCCAGAAGGGGAAGGGAUUCUUUCUUUUCUUUUUUUUUUCAUUCUUCUUCUUGUUACUGCAUACG